This is a messenger RNA of Molossus molossus (Pallas's mastiff bat), 1236 nucleotides long. RefSeq names its product hyaluronan and proteoglycan link protein 4 (gene HAPLN4). Lineage: Eukaryota; Metazoa; Chordata; Mammalia; Chiroptera; Molossidae. Gene Ontology annotation, biological process: cell adhesion. Gene Ontology annotation, molecular function: hyaluronic acid binding. The record is from RefSeq and is a predicted model, not a curated record. The transcript is spliced from 5 exons. Bases 1 to 1236 code for a protein of 411 amino acids.
AUGGUGAGUGGGACCGCGGCGCGGUUCCCCGUGUGGGCUCGGGUGGCCCUUGGUCCCUGCGCACUCUGGGCUGCGGCCUGGGGAGUCUUGCUGCUCGUGGCUUCCGCAGGGGGGCAGCGCAGCCGGAAGAAGGUCGUGCACGUGCUGGAGGGCGAGUCAGGCUCGGUGGUGGUGCAGACAGCGCCCGGGCAAGUGGUCAGCCACCGGGGUGGCACCAUCGUCUUGCCCUGCCGUUACCACUACGAAGCAACAAUUCACAGCCACGAAGGCGUCCGCCUCAAGUGGACUAAAGUUGUGGAACCGCUGGCCUUUACUGAUGUCUUCGUGGCGCUGGGCCCCCAGCACCGGGCGUUUGGCAGCUACCGUGGGCGGGCAGAGCUGCAGGGGGAUGGUCCAGGGGACGCCUCCUUGGUUCUCCGAAAUGUCACGCUGCAGGACUAUGGGCACUAUGAGUGUGAGGUCACGAAUGAACUAGAAGAUGACACUGGCAUGGUCAAGCUGGACCUGGAAGGCGUGGUCUUCCCUUACCACCCCCGUGGAGGCCGCUACAAGCUGACCUUCACAGAGGCUCAGCACGCUUGUGCUGAGCAGGAUGGCAUCCUGGCGUCAGCCGAGCAGCUGCACGCGGCUUGGCGCGACGGCCUGGACUGGUGCAACGCGGGCUGGCUGCGCGAUGGCUCAGUUCAGUACCCGGUGAGCCAGCCCCGGGAGCCCUGCGGCGGUCUGGGCGGGGCCGGAAGCACCCGGGUUGGUGGAGGUGCCUCCGGGGGCGUGCGCAACUACGGCUACCGCCACAACGCGGAGGAACGCUACGACGCUUUCUGCUUCACGUCCAACCUCCCAGGGCGCGUAUUUUUCCUGAAGCCACUGCGGCCAGUGCCCUUCUCUGGAGCAGCACGUGCGUGCGCGGCGCGCGGCGCGGCCGUGGCCAAGGUGGGGCAGCUGUUCGCCGCGUGGAAACUGCAACUGCUGGACCGUUGCACCGCAGGCUGGCUGGCAGAUGGGAGCGCGCGCUACCCCAUCGUGAACCCGCGCGCGCGCUGCGGCGGCCACCGGCCGGGCGUGCGCAGUCUCGGCUUUCCCGACCCCGCGCGCAGCCUCUUCGGCGUCUACUGCUACCGCGCGCCUGGCGCGCCCGACCCUGCACCUGGCGGCUGGGGCUGGGGCUGGGCGGGGGGCGGCGGCUGGGCCGGAGGCGCACGCGAUCCCGCUGCUUGGACUCCGCUGCGCGUCUAG